Messenger RNA from Synchiropus splendidus (mandarinfish), 2487 nucleotides. Its product is annotated as cytochrome b5 reductase 4. Bases 80 to 1840 code for a protein of 586 amino acids. Gene Ontology annotation, cellular component: endoplasmic reticulum. The record is from RefSeq and is a predicted model, not a curated record. The transcript is spliced from 16 exons. Gene Ontology annotation, biological process: superoxide metabolic process; generation of precursor metabolites and energy. NCBI's taxonomy places the organism in Eukaryota, Metazoa, Chordata, Actinopteri, Syngnathiformes, Callionymidae. Gene Ontology annotation, molecular function: heme binding; oxidoreductase activity.
GGUUCUCUUAUUUUGAAAGCAGAAGACUCAUGGAGAGUAAUCCUCUUAGCAGCCUAAUCAUCAGAAAGCAAGAUGGUGAAUGUGCGAGUCUAUAGGACGAGAGUUCAAUAUACUCCAUAACAAUAUACAUCUGGAUGCUGAAGCCUCAAUGAUGACCGAUGACAACAGUGACGACAAUGAAGAGGAGUUCGACGAUGACUGUGAGAAUGAAUCAGACACAUCACUUAGCAGCAUGAUCACUGGUUUGCUCGUACGCUGCGGCUGUUUGAAAAUAACUGCGAAUAUGCUGAACAUCCCGUCCCAGUCGUUUCCAGCGGCGAGUUCCCAGCAACGAGUGUCUCCGUCUGGCCAGUCCGGAAGAAACAAGGUAGCCUUGAAGCCCGGCCACAGCCUGAUUGACUGGAUUCGCUUCACCAAGAGUGGGAAGGAUCUGACUGGUCUUCGCGGACGCCUGAUUGAAGUUACUCAAGAGGAGCUUCAGAAACAUAACACUAGAAAUGACUGCUGGACAUGUAUACGAGGGAUGGUUUACAAUGUCACUCCGUACAUGGACUACCACCCUGGUGGAGAGCAGGAGCUGAUGUUGGCCGCAGGCGUUGAUGGAACUGACCUCUUUGACCAGGUCCAUCGCUGGGUCAACUAUGAGUCCAUGUUAAAAGAAUGUCUUGUGGGAAGAAUGGCUGUGAAAACCACUGCAGCGACAAAAGCUACACUCCCACCACCUUCCCCUACUGGCCUUACCAGGGGCACGUCUGUAGGUCCUCCACCCAACAAAGACUCCCACCCCAGGUAUGACUGGUUUCAGUCUGAUGUCAGUGUUCAUCUGGUUGUAUAUGCGAAAAGGAAGAUUCCUCGCUCAGGGUGUACAGUGGUCGAUCUUCAGGAUGGUCUAUUACGUCUGGAGGUCCUGCUCGGAAAGAUGUCUUACAUGAUACAUCUGCGUUUAGCUGAAGAAGUUAAGGAAACUGUCUCUGUUCACACAGCCUUUGCAGUUGGGAAGAUCCAGGUCAGCAUGAUCAAACAGGCCGGAGGACACUGGUCCAGCCUUGGUCAACCGCUGGAGGGUCACAACACAUUUGUGCACAAAACAGUCACAGAUCUUUUCUACCGGACUUGUCUGUUAGUGUCAAAGAGUGAAGUUAACUACAACACAAUAUUGCUCCAGCUUAAACUUCCUGGAGGGUCUGUGAUGCAUGUGCCUGUUGGCAAACAUGUUUACCUCAAGAGUCUGACCCAAGAUAUUGAGGUGGUCAGACCAUACACUCCCAUUGACUCGGAGCUGGUUGCAGUUUCUGAUCUCUCCUCACAGGAAUCGUACCUCUACCUCAUGAUCAAAAUUUACCCAGAUGGAGUCUUCACACAGCUUCUGGAAAAACUGCGCAUUGGUGACAGCGUAUCCGUCAGCAAUCCACAGGGAAACUUCAGUAUCCGACCUCUUCGCAAUAUCACGCAUCUCUUCCUUCUUGCUGCGGGCACAGGCUUGUCGCCAAUGGUUCGCCUCAUUAAACACGCCCUUCAAGACAUUGACACGCUCAGGAUGAUCAAGCUGCUGUUCUUCAACAGACAGGAAAAAGACAUUCUCUGGAGACAUCAGCUGGACCAUUUAGAAGCUCAAGAAGAAAGGUUCCAGGUGGAGUAUGUACUCUCAGAAGCAUGUGAAAACUGGACCAGUAGGAAAGGUCGGAUUGAGGAGUCCAUGCUGAAGGACUUCCUUCACAGAGCAAGCGAUUCAAAAUGCUUUGUCUGUGUAUGUGGUCCUACUGCCUUCACAGAUCUCGCCGUCAGGUUAGUGAAGCAGCAGGGCUUCAAUGAGGAGGAGCUCCAUGCUUUUCAAGGCUGAAUGCCUCUACUCCCCCAGCUGAGAGCACUUGGUUGUACAAGAAAGAGAAGCGAUUUGCUAUGUAUGUCUUAAACACACAAACUACAUCAAUGUAUGGCGAAAGGCAGGAAGGAAGUUAAAUUAAAAAGAAAUAUUAUUUUCUUUUAUAGUGAAAAAAAUAUGUUCAAAAUUAAGACAAAAAAACUUCAAUGAAACUAAAUAAUGAAUGCAGAAUUAACCAUAUGCAAAUCCUUUACUGCUUUUCUCAUAAUUCUGGUGUUUUACCAUGGUUGUUUUUUGGACAGAUUUUCAGAAAUGGGUAUUAUUGUGUAUCGGGUAUUAUUGUAGACACAUGCCAAUCGUUUUUCGUGUCUCCAGCAAGUCAUUCAUGGACCACCCAGCUCUCUUCUUGACAUGCAAAAGGAUCUUUUUUUGACAAGCACUGCCUCUCUACAGCUUUGUCACGUGAUACGGUUCAUUUUGGUCAUUUAGUAGUACGAAUAAAUGUGUGUGAAGUGUAAGAGAGAAAAAUAACCUGUGCUAUGCAAAUUUCUGUUUCCUGUUUUAAUGGAACAUGAGAGCCUGCCACGGAUCCCAUUUGUCACUUUUAAUACAUUUUUUUUCUUCUUUUCUGAUUGCUGACAGUAAUAAACCAAGCUGUUCGUCUG